This is a messenger RNA of Chrysochloris asiatica (Cape golden mole), 8493 nucleotides long. RefSeq names its product WD repeat domain 87 (gene WDR87). The record is from RefSeq and is a predicted model, not a curated record. Gene Ontology annotation, molecular function: protein binding. NCBI's taxonomy places the organism in Eukaryota, Metazoa, Chordata, Mammalia, Afrosoricida, Chrysochloridae.
AUGUCUUCUCCCAGACUCAUUCCCCUGUGGAAGGAUUUUAAAUACCUCCUAAAUGACACCAUAAAUAGGAGAAAGGAUCCUCUAGACGACUUGAAGACUGAAGUUGUUGUGCUGAGUGACCGUUCUCAGAUACUUUCCCAUCUUAUUGUCUUCUAGGCUGUAGUAUGGAUGAGGAGCAAAGGCGAGGAAACGGUUGAGAAGAGAGUCUUUUCCAUGACUGAACGAUUACCACCCAUCCAGUCCAUGGUCCACACUGGUCCCUUUCACAUCCUUGUGGUCUACUGUGGUGACCUGUGCCUGAGGCUCUUUGGGGACCACUUUCGGUCAUUCAAAUCCCUGUGUGUAGUACCCUGCCGCUUCAACAUUUCCUGCCUCUGCUAUGACCCAGAAAUGAAGAUGCUUCUGUCAGGUGUCCUGGGAGCCGUGGUCACCUGGAUCAUCGAGCGAAGUGGCAAGGGCCUUCAGAUAGCCCACGUGGUUUUCAUGCCUGGUGAUGAGCUUGUCCAGGACAUCAUCCUGAAUGGUCCUAAUGGCUCCCUCCUAGCCCUGUGUGAGACUGUGGUGAGGGUCCUGGAGCGUCAAGGCCAUGGCCAACUAGAAGAAGUCAACAGGUUCGUGUCCACCAGCAGUGGCUCCUCCAUCACCUGCUGCUUUACCUGUUCUGAUCAAGGUCUCCUGUAUGCUGGGAACAAGACGGGGGAAAUCCAAGCAUGGAACCUCAACCGGGCUCACUUCAUCCAUAGUUUCAAGGCCCACUUUUCAUCAGUGAUAUGUAUCCAUAGCCGGCCGGAAGCCCAUACCCUGCUAACAGCUGGCUGUGAAGGCUUAAUCAAGGAGUGGAACCUGACUUCUGGAAGUCUGCUGCGGCGGCUAGAACUAGGCGAGAGCUUGCUCCGUCUCCACUUUAUUGAUGAUACUACUUUCUUCUCCCAGACUGCCCAUAGUUUUUCCUUGCGCCGUAUACCAUGCUUCUAUAGCCUUUUCAGUGUUUGUGGUUCUACUCCCUUGCAGGUGCGUCGCGUCUGCUGUGGAAAUAACUGGUACCGGAUCGUGUGCACCACUGAGGAUGGCUUGUUGCGUUUUGUGGCCCCACAAACAGGGGAUCUCCUACUUCUCACCUGGCCUUUCUCAAUCCUGGACCAGACAGUGGAUUGGGCCUAUGACCCAGAUAGAGAGGAGCUUUUUGUGGCGACAGGCAGCUCAGAGGUGUUGGUAUUUGACACAACACGCUGCCCUUGUCCAACCAAGUAUAUCUUAAGCACCUCACCAAAUUCUCAGGACUUGGUACAAUGCCUGGCUUAUGGGACUUUCCACUUGGGUCGAGGUCUAGAAGGACUGAUGUUCUCUGGGCACCGGAGCGGUGUGGUAAGAGUACUCUCCCAGUACAGCUGUGCCCGAAUAGAGAAAUUCAUGCACUUUGGGGCUGUAUUGGCCCUCUCUACUCUGGCAGGAGGGUUUUAUACUGACCAAGAAAACUCUUUGCUCUGUUCCUAUGGAAUGGAUGACUAUAUACAACUAUCAGAGGCUGUGUUUGACGGGACUAGAUUAUAUCUACAACCUCUCGCCAGCGUUCUUAGCAGCUGUCCCCUAAGACACCUGAUACUCUUGCCCAAGUCUGUGGGUGCCAUCACAGAGACUAACUGCCUACGUCUCUGGAAGUUCCAUGACAUCCUGUCCUCUGAGUCACAGAAAGGCUCUGUGUUCAUAGAGACAUUGCCUCUGCACCAGUGCCCCAUCACAUCCUUUGAUGUCUGUCUGUCCCUGAGUCUUUUCGCCACGGGUGGUAUUGAUGGUUCUGUCCGGAUCUGGGAUUUCCAUGGCAGGCUCAUAGCCAUGCUGGAUUCAUCAUUGCAUUUUGGCCCACUCUGCUUUGCAAACGACCGGGGCGACCUACUUGUGACUUUCAACCAGAGUCUUUAUCUGGUAUCUUGUUUAAAAUUGCUUCCUCCAAACAUGCUAGUUCGCCUUUCCUUUAUGAGCAUAACAGAUGAAGAGUUAGAAACCCCUAAGCCUUUCCUGCCAAGCUUCUUCUUCUCCUUUGAGAUCAUGUUUGUACCCAAGUAUGUCUACCUGGGACAAGGGAAACAGGAAUUAAUGGGCCUGCAGAGACUUGUCAAUAGGCGGGCCAUUGCCUUUGACCAUACUGUACCACAUGUCAUAGAAGAAGAGGAGGAAGGGGGCAUCCUAUUGCUGUCUACCCGCAAACAUGAUUCUUUGCAGGAGAAGGAUACUAAUUUGCAGGUGAAUGACCAAGGUUACCAUUCCCACUAUGUGGUUCCUCCCCAACUACAGAUGACUGGCUGGGAUGGACUCAACCCCUAUAAGAUAUUGCAAUACUAUUUUGGUCAUGGACGGAAAUGGUUCUUUGCCCCUGAUGGCUACAUCCCCAAUUCGGUGAUCCGUGCCCGUCUUUGGCCAGAGGGCAGCCCAAUAUACUUACAGUGUAGCCUGCACCCACCCCAGCGGGAAUUAGAAUGGGACAGAACUCAUCAGUUCUUUUUCUGGCACAGUAGGACAAGAGCUAUAAGCAAUGUGGAAGGAAUUGCACAAGAGAAGGAGGAUAAAAGCUUCAUAGGGAUGAGAAUGUCCAAGGACAUAACCUACAACGUCAUUACAGAAACAGCAAACCGCAGUUGGCUGGGAAGAAAGAUGAGUGAAAUAGCUAUUAAUAGCCUGAUUGAGACAAUCCUCAAUAUUAUGAGCCAUGCAUCCCCAUUGAAGUUCCAAUACUGUGUUGGUGCGCUAGGGCAAAUCUUUGCCUCUUAUCAAGUGUCUCCGUCCCUGCGCUCUGAGACAGCCCAUUGCCUUCUGGAUGAUACAGCCAAUUCUAACCCACAGAUCAGAGAACUAGCCUGGGAAGGGCUGAAGCGCCUAGGGAUGAUUACUCACCUGUUCGCCAUCCCUCUAGCCCAAGGAUUGAUGGACAAGGACCAAAGGGUGAGGAAUAAAGCCCUGAACCUCAUGGAUGAGACUGGAAUUCACUCUAAGUCUUCUCUCUUAUGCUUGAUCCAGAACCGAGAAACUUUCCGGGACAUGCAGCAGGAAAUGAUUGGGGAGGAAUCUUUGGACCACCUGCUGGGGAUGCGGGCAGCAGAUCUUCAAAUCCUUCUUACUCAAGUGUUGCAACGGCUGAAUGAAGACUUGACCCUGUCACAUGGAGUUGAAAGGCCUUCUUUUUCUUUGCAUGUCUCAAAAGGUUCUGAACUGAAGUUCUAUGAAAAGCAAUCUCUCAGUAUUCCUGAAGAACCUGAAGUGGUCACCAAGCCCAGCAAAGGCCAAAGACGGGGCCGAGCUGGGGGAAAAAAACAUACCCGAAAGUUGUUGCGGAGUCUCAAGAAGCUAAAAGAGGGAGCCUCAGAACAGAUUAUCACAGAGCCAAGUCCCUUAGAAGAUGAAAGUGAUCAGAGUGAAGCUGUGCCAAUUGAGGUGGAGGAUACAGCCAGAGUGUUUUUACCCACAAGUACGGUAAAGACUUUAAAAGAGGUUGAGGAACCUAUCGAGAAAGAGCCGUCAAAAGAGCAUGUUGUGUUGACCCUAAAGAUGCUGAGGAAAAUACAUGACAAAAAGGACAAGAAAGUUACUGAUCAGAAACCCAUUAAAAGGUCUAAGAAGAAGACAAAAGAAGCUGAGGUGAUAACUGAGGCAUUGGAACAACCUCCCAUACCGGAAAUACCAAUUAUAAAGAAGAUUAAACCCACUGGGCGGGGUGCCUCUGGAGUGCCUGGCCACAAGACUACCACUGGGGAUGGCUCAUCAUGGAGGGAUGAUCUGUGUCGUCUCAUGGCCCUGAGGAUAUCUGGUUCCCAAACCAAAAUGUCAGACGCUCUAAGCACUGAAGUAGUAACCAUGGCUCAGGAGUUGCUGGUAGACCAACACCCCAGCUGGGAGUUCUUCCAGGAGCUCUGCCCCCUUUUAAAGAAGAAAAGCGAGGCUCUCCUAGAGGAUGUUGAAUGGGAUGUAGCCUGGCCAGAGGAGAAACCAAUUUUUAUCCAUGAAGAAGCAACUACAGAAGACAUGAUACUCAUGGAUGAGGAAGAAGAGAUCUCAGAGAGGCAAGUGCAAGAAGAAACAAGGGACAUGCAAGAGUUACAGGAGACUCAGGUGGUUACAAAGAAAGGCAAGAAAAAAAAAGUUAUAUUUUUAGAACCAGGUGACCUAACUAAGGGAAAACGAAUAUUAAGGAAAGAAGUGAAGAAAUUCCCUAAGAAGUCUUCUAAGCGAGAGAGGAGACUAGUCCAGCAGGAAGUAAAAGUGGGUAAGGAAGAGGAGGAAAUGACCAAAGAAGACAGAGACCUGAGUGAGGACGUGAGCGAAAUGGUAGAGCCAGAGUGGGAAGUUGACCAAGAAGAAAGACCAGUUGUGGAUGAGAGGAGUCUGGCUUGGCAAGAAUGGAAGAAUUCCUGGGAUCAAUGGAAACAGAUUCAAGACGAGAAAAAGAUAUCUUGGAAUGAAUGGAAGCAAGCUUGGGAUGCUUGGUGUUAUCAACAUGGGUUUGAAGAGAACCUCUUCCCAGAGGAGGAAAAGGUGGGUGUGGACAAGAGGAGGCUAACAUGGAAUGAAUGGGGACAGCUUGUGGAAAAAAAUUUGUUUUCCAGGGCCAAGGAGCAACUUUCUGAGGAUAAGGAAAAAUUGGCCCUGGAAGAAGAAUCACCUCUGGAAUGGGAAGAAGAGCUGGUCACAGAAGAGCAGAGACAUAUUCAGGAAGAACAGAAACAGGCCUGGGAAGAGAGGAAACGAGCCCAAGCAGAAAGAAAACGAGCCAAAGAAGAGAAGAAACUAGCAGAAGAAGAAGAGAAACUAGCACAAGAAGAGAGAAAACUGGCCCAAGAAGAAAAAAAGCUGGCCCAUAAAUUUGGAGAAUUGGCCAUGGAACAGGUAGAGAGGAAACUUGCCCAGAAAGAGGAAAAGCUGGCUCAAAGAGAGGAGGAUCUAACUCAGGAAGAAGAGAAAUUGGCUCAGAAAAGGAAGAAAGUGGCCAGGAAAUGGGAGAAAUUGGCCCAAGAAGAAGAGAAACUAGCAAAGAAAGGGGGGAAACUGGCUGAGGUAAAAGCGAGAUUGGUUCAGGAAGAGGGAAAACUGGCCCCAAAGGAGAAAAAGCUGACAAAGAAAGAAAAUGAAUUGGCCAGGGAGUUGGAGAAGCUGGCUCAGGAAGAGGAUGAACUGACUUGGAAAGAAGAAGAACUGAAUCAGAAAAAGAAGAAACUGACUGAGAAAAAAAAGGAACUGCUUAAGGAAGAGAAGAGACUGAUCUGGCAAGAGGAGGAACUUGAUGAGGAAGAGAAAAGAAUUAUUAAAGAAGAAGAGCUGCUGAUCCAGGAAGAGAAGAAACUGGCUCAGAGCAAGGUAAUGACACCUGAGGAACAGAAAAGACUGUUACAGAAAAGGAUGCAACUGGCCAAUAACAAGGAGAAGCUGUUUCAGGAAAGGGAAACUCUGUACCAGGACCAAGAGAAAUUCAUGCAGAACAAGAAGAUACUAGCCCAGAAGGAGACAAAUCUGGCCCAAGAAUAUGCAAAUUUGGCUGAAAAGAAGAAAGACUUGACUCAAAGGAAAGAGACUCUCCUCCAAAACAAAGACAAAAUCACCCAGAACAGAGGGAAAUUAGAUGAUAUAAGGAAGAACCUGGACAAAUACAAGGGAAAAAUUAUUCAGUUAGAGGAGAAGCUGAUAAAGGAAAGGGAGAUAAUUACCCAGAAGAAGGAGAAAGUAAAUCGUAUAGAAAAGAAACUGGCCCAAAAAGAAAAAAGUGUGGCUGAGAAACGGGAGCAACUAGCCCAGGAAAAAAUGAAACAAGUUGUGGAGAAGAGGGCAAUGUUUCAAGAAAAGAAACUAUUCAAAGAUGAGUGGGAUAUUGCUAAGGAAGAAAUGGCAUUGAGUGUGGAAAUGAUGAAACUGGCCAACGAGAGGAGACUGGCUGAGGAAAAGGCAACUCUAGUAAAGGGAGAGACUCAAGGAACCCUUAAGCAGAGGACACAGACGGAUGACAACCUAGAAAUGAUUAGGAAAAAAUUUUCCCUAGAAGAGAAGGUAUUAAUACACAAAGCUAGGGUAUUGGCCACAGAGGGCAAGGACAUUGCCAAAAGAGAAUUGGAAUUGCUCAGAGGGAAAAGAGCAUAUGCUCAUGAAGAAAGGAAGUUAGCCAAAGCAACAAGGAAAUUGAUGAAAGAAAAGGGACACUUUCCUACAGACAGCAGUGUGUUAAAGGUACUUCAAAAACUAACCAAGGAAGAAAGGGAACUAAUACAGAAAGAAAUAGAGAUGACAAAGAUCAGGAGGUUACUCUUUGCUAAGGAGAGGAACUUAAAUAAGGAACAGAAUAAACUCGAUAAGAAAGAAUGGGAUUUUUCUAAGACACAAUUAGAAAUGACCAAAGAUGAGAAAAAACUGGCUCAGAAGCAGAGAAAACUAACCAGGGAAGUGAGAAGAUUGAUCAAGAAAGAGGAAAAAAUACUUGAGAAAGAAAUCCAAUUGGCCAAGGAAAACAGGGAAGUCACAAAGGAGAAGGAGAGAGUAGUAGAGGAAGAAAAAGUAAUCCCAUUCCCUACAACAAGGUGGAGAAUGAGAAAACGAAGAAAGAAAGUUGACAUACUAAAGGAAGAGUUUCCCUUUCAAGUAGAUCAUGUGGAAAGUGAAGAGAGUUUUUCUGAAGAAAUGGAAAGCCUUUUGCAAGAAGUUGAGCAUGAAAGUUUGUCCGAGGAGGAGGAAGAGGAGAAAAGCAAAAGCGAUGAUGAGGACGAGGAGGAGGAGGAAGAGAAGGAAGAAGAGAGGGUGGAAAAGGAGAAGAAAGAGAAAGAAGAGAAAGUGGAAAAGGAGAAGAAAGAGACAUGGAAGGAGGAAAAAGAGGAGGAGAAGGAAGAAGAGGAGGUGGAAGAAGAGGAAGAGGAAAGCAUGAGUGAGGAGGAAAAGGAAAGCAUGAGUGAGGAGGAGGUGGAAAGUUUGAGUGAGGAGGAAGAGGAGAGAAGCUCAUUUGAAGAAGAGGGGUUCAGGGGAAAAGAGAUCUUUAAAAAAGAAAAUGAACUAUUCAAGUUACAAAAAGAAAAAAAAGAAGACCUAAGAGGAAGGGGAAAAAUCCUUUCUGUUGGAGUAGAGGACACAAGCAGUGCUAUCAAAGUGGGAGUCCCCCAAGAAAGUCCCCCCAGGAAACGGAUCCCCAUAACUCUGGGGAGGGAAGAGAAGGUGUCAGUGCCGGUGUCAAAGGAACAGAUAUUCUGGGAAGAUGAAAAGUCCACAAUACCGGAGAUGCCCAAGAUAUUCUCAGAGAUAAGGUUAAAGGAUAAGCAAAAAGAACUGUUGGAGAAAUUGAAGACUAUAUCUCUGCAAGUUUUAGAUACAGUUGUGGAGACCCAAGAGCAGGACUUAAAAACCCCAGGCAUGUCCUACAUAUUUGGGAAAACCAUGGAAGCUCGGAGACUCCAACCCAAACCAUCAGGUCCCAGGUGGAAGUGGUUUUUGCAGCAUCAUAGAUCGCUAAUGGGGCAGACUGAUGUACACUUACCUGUCCCUCAAGUCCUAGGUAAAGAACAAUCUUCACAGGUAAGUCUUUCAGAUGUAGAGUGGAUCCGCUAUGUCCUGGAACGGAUGGAAGCAGGAGAGCAACUUUCCAGGGAGAGUUUCCACAGACUGUCCCACCUCCUCCAAGACCUCACCUCAGAGGGAUAUCGAGAGUGGAUCCAUCUGGCCAAACUUCAGACUAUUGUGUGCUGCCACAAGCAGGCCCUGGAAUCGCAAGGCACAGCUAUCCCCAAACCAAGUAAGACUAUCAUGGGUCCAAAACACGUGAAAGUGAUCCCUCCUAUCAAAGAAAAGGAAAAGAAGAUUCCAGAUUCAAAGACUAUAAAGUGGCAUCAGGCUCAGGAGCUAUCCAGUGCUCUCAGUGAGGUGGAGAUGCAAUAUCUUUAUCCUGCCACAGGUGGCCGUGCCUUGAUGGACAAACAAACCCAACCGCUGAUAUUUCAAAAGGAUUUCUGGACAUUAAAGGGUAAGAGCAGGCUUCCCAAAUUGGAGAAGGUACAACCCAUUGCUAAAAAAAGGGCAGAGGUGCCUAAAUGGGAAACAUUUGUGGCGUUGUACCAUGUUUUGCGGAUGUUGCAGCAGCAAUAUGCAAAUGACAGUAGUGCUUGGAUGGAAAAUUUCUACCAGCUCAUGGACCUGUACCAACUUAAAUCCCCCCGAAUCCAGAGGCUACUGCAGGAUCUGCUACUGAGACCGAAGCCCCAGCCCCAACCUGUCAUCUACAAAGAUGCCCUAAAGGCCAUGGAGCUAGUUCCUGGGGAGCGGUUGCUCUACUGCCUGUUUUGUGGUGGUUCUCACAAUCCUGCAGGUCCUCUUAAGUUCCAGGAGGUGGUGUCACUCCCGGGCCAGAACAAUGUGCGCACCAUUCUUCCCGUGGGCAUUGCCCACUAUGGGAUCUUAGAACUUGCCUGGAAGAGCCUACCUCAAGCUGACAGUCACCUCACCAAGAGUUUGCCCUACAUUGUCACUCCCACCCUGUAA